AUGUCAUUCUUUGAUGAUGAUAUAAAGAGAUCAGUAUGGGAUGGAAAGAUACCUGUUAUGUUUUCGAUGAGUGGCAAUGAUGUGACGCAUCAUACAAUGCCUGCACCAUAUAUGAUGAUGGUUCCUCGUAAUUCAUACUUUCCUCUAGUUACAGGUGCCGUCCGUGACUACUUUUCACACAGUACACUCAUCAUGUCAGACAAUGAACUCUGGCUCGAGUACAAGGGCAUACCGAUCAAGUGGCAUCUACCCAUAGGUGUAUUAUUCGACGUGCUAGUUGGAAGUGAAAGUGGCACUCAGAUAUGGAAUCUAACCGUUCACUUUCAAUCAUUCCCAGAGAAAAUAUUAUUAAGAUGUCCAAAUGAGGAAUCCGUUGAAACUUAUUAUAAAAAUGUAUUAAAAGAAGCAAAUUAUAUUAAACAGGGUGAUAUUAAUAAAUUAAAUAAUUUAAAUAUUAAUCAAUCAAAUGAACUUUGGGAUGGGUUAAGACAACAUAUAUUUCCUUUUUUCCACGUAGAUGAUUAUGAUAAAUUUUGGUCAAUUAACAAAUUAUUUUAUAAUGUAAAUGUUGGAGGAUCUUCGACUGGGAUUGGAUAUAAGCAUAUUCCAGUUAGAUUAAUUCAAAAUAACAGGCCAUAUGUACAAAAUCUAAUAGCUCCAUAUAACGAAUCGGGUGCUGAGCUUACAUUGUCUGAUUAUUUCUCAAAAAUACCAUUCUAUUCUAUAUUUAUCGGUGGUGCCACCGAACCUUCAUCCUCUUCACCAACAACAACCAAUACUGGUGAAUUAUCAACAUCUUCAUCAUCUACAUCGAUGGCCUAUACAAAUCUAUUACAAUACAUUAAAGCUGGUGCUGGCAAAUAUCUUAUACAGGGUGUUGAACCACCUUUGGAAUCUUCAUUUUUGUGGUUGGGUGAAUACUUUAGUCAUCCCGAUAACUUUUUGUACAUUACUUUAAUCGAUUCUACCAACCAACUCUCCUUGUCCUCUUCUUCAAUUCCAACUUCACCAAAACAACAACAAACUAUAUAG
Cavenderia fasciculata is the source of this 1032-nucleotide messenger RNA. RefSeq names its product autophagy protein 5 (gene atg5). Gene Ontology annotation, biological process: autophagy of mitochondrion; nucleophagy; autophagosome assembly. Gene Ontology annotation, cellular component: phagophore assembly site membrane; Atg12-Atg5-Atg16 complex; cytoplasm. The coding region runs from base 1 to 1032 and encodes 343 amino acids. The transcript is spliced from 3 exons. Lineage: Eukaryota; Evosea; Eumycetozoa; Acytosteliales; Cavenderiaceae. The record is from RefSeq and is a predicted model, not a curated record.